CUCUCUCGGUGCAACCCGAUACCAGGUCGAGCCGAUAUGCAUGAUCCGCUUUCCUAGAAGCGAUCUUAAAAGUCGAGUCGAACGCGCAGUGCCUUGUGCUAAUUCCGGGGGAGGCUGUUCGAUUGGACGAUAUGGGGGGCAACAUGCUAUUCGCGAUGAAGUUCCGGCAUGGAACGGGGGCUUGAUGUCUUGCGAAAUUUUACCUGGUGAAGCCGCAGCCGAUUCUCCGCGCUACCGUGGAUUCUGAUCCCGAUGACCCCGAACGGUCGAGAGACUCGUAUCAUUUAAUGACGGGGGAACGAUCGUACAAACCGGAUUUCGUCAUCGCCCAGCUGCUGACUAUCCGCUACAAAUCCAGGUCAAUGACCAAGAACAGAAGUCGCUGUAUCUUUGCCGAUUCGGGCAGUGGAAACUCAGGGCUGGGGAAUGGUGAUCUUGUCCCAUCGCUCGCCCAGGGGAGCAUAGCCCAUCCAUAAUUGGGUACGUGGCGAACUUGAACAUAUCCUCGGGCAUAUCAAGAAUUUCCUUGACAGUCCAAUCCUGCCAGCGAGGGAAUUCUGACGGGUGACGAACAUGUAACGCGUUCUCCCGUUCUUAGUCACCCUGAGGCGGCCCUCGCUGUCCGGUGCAGUACGGGGUG
Molecule: messenger RNA, 640 nt
Organism: Punctularia strigosozonata HHB-11173 SS5
Lineage: Eukaryota; Fungi; Basidiomycota; Agaricomycetes; Corticiales; Punctulariaceae
Exons: 3
Coding region: 288-476 (62 amino acids)
Source: RefSeq, a predicted model, not a curated record